Messenger RNA from Tetrapisispora phaffii CBS 4417, 3198 nucleotides. RefSeq lists its product as uncharacterized. The transcript has a single exon. The record is from RefSeq and is a predicted model, not a curated record. The coding region runs from base 1 to 3198 and encodes 1065 amino acids. Gene Ontology annotation, cellular component: nucleus; Cul8-RING ubiquitin ligase complex. Gene Ontology annotation, biological process: DNA double-strand break attachment to nuclear envelope; double-strand break repair. Lineage: Eukaryota; Fungi; Ascomycota; Saccharomycetes; Saccharomycetales; Saccharomycetaceae.
AUGAGUUCUCUUAAGGCCUCAACUUUAUUUGAAACAAUGAGUUUUCUUAUAAUAGUAGAUGAUCCAACAGAACUUGAGGCUGCAACUGAUAUAAUGGCUCAUUUAAAAAAUAAUUCAUGCAAGCAUUACGAUCUAUACAAGGUUUAUGAACAAGAUGAUAAUAUUACGACCAGUGAAGAAUUUUUGAAUACUUUUGGGAAUAAAUAUUAUAAUCAACUUAUAUCAAACACAGUCAAUUUCUCUUUUUAUAAAAUAAUAUCAUAUCAAUUUAUGGUGCCCGUUGUAGAAUAUAAAUGGGUAACGGCAUGUAUAGAAUCAGCUUCAAUACAAAGAGCUUGUAAAUUUUCACCAAACUCUAAGCAUUUCUUCAAAGAUUUUCAAUUUUAUAUAUCAACGACUGCAUUUGCUAAGAAUGAUAUUAGUUAUAUAACAGAGUUAAUUAAUUAUAUGGGUGGUUAUGUCACUGACAUUUUAUCGAGUAAAGUUACACACGUUGUUGCGGAAAGUACUGAUGAUCCAGCAAUCACUGCUGUUACCAAUUUUAAUCGAAAUUUAGAUAUUGGUUUCGUGUUUGUAACAUGGAUACUACUAUGUUUUAAGAAGGGGCAAAUAGUACCGAUAGGAGAGCAUGAAAUAAAACAAAAUGCAUCUUAUAGCAUUUGGGCCAAAAAAAAUAAUUUAGCAGUUGAACUGACAAACUGUCCAUUUAGCGACAAGUCAUCAUUAUUGGAAGGUCAGAAAAUAUGUGUAAAUAAUGAUAUUGCAACCGAUAAUGAAUUGAGAAUUUUUACUUUGCAUCUAUUAGAAAACUAUGGUGCUACCGUGGCAUCGACAGAUAAAAAUGAUUUCAUUAAUACUGAUAAUAAUGAUAAAUAUACUUGUUAUCUGGGUUAUUCAGAGUCAUUUGUUUUAGAUAAUAAACAGAUUAAACAUUCUGUAAACUAUGCAAAUAUUUCUUGGAUAUUGCAAAUGCUUUCCCUAGAUAAUUUCAUAUCUCCAACAAUUAAUUUAUCCAAUAGUCUGUUACCAGAACCAUUAUUCAAUGUAAAUGAACUUAUAUUGACAUAUACAACGAUUUAUGGGCAACAGAGGCAUUAUAUUAAAAAUUUGGUAACUGCAUUAGGUGGAAAAAGUACACCAACAUUAUCAAAACGAAAUACUCAUUUAAUAUUUGGUGUUCCAUAUGGUAAAAAAUAUAAUUAUGCACGUUCUAAACUUAAUAAAAUAAAUGUGGUAAACAUCAAAUGGCUUGAGCAGUGCGUACUUCUAAAGUCGAGGGUUCCUGAAAACUUAUUUGAAAAACCUAUAACAUCAAACUGUUUCAACGACUCCUCUUUUAUUGAACAUGCACCAAUACAAGAUGAAGAUAAAACUGAUGCAAAGGCAGAACAUCUUGAUAUUGACUUGUCACAACCUAAUGAGGUAAAGGAAAUCAAUGGCGUUCUUAGAUCACCCGCAAAAAUUGAAAUAAAGGCCAAAAAUAUUGAAUUCUCUCAUUCUAACGACAAUUCAGAUGAAGAUGAGUCAAUCGAGAUUACACAAGUAACUCAGCUAACUCCCAAAAAUUUACAAACAACUUCAAAUGAUAAUGAUGAAGCAAGUCUUGUUGAUGACCAUACGUAUAAGAAUGUUAAUAUUACUAGCCAAAACAGAUCAGAUACGAAGAAUAUAGAUUCCAAAGUCCUUCUGAGUGAUGAAGACAAAAAUAACACUGAUGCUAUUAAUUACGGACUCAAUUCGAACAAUCUGAUAAAUUCCAAUUUCAACGGUAAUGAAAAUAAAACAGUAUUUUCCGAGACAAUUUCAGGUGAUGCUCCCACGAAGACCUUUGAGACACAGCGUGAAGUUAAAUCAAGAACUGAACGACUAUUAAUAGGUGAAGAUAAAGAUUCAAUUGUCGAUAAAGGGAAUAUUUCCAUGGAUAGGGGUAAAAAUGAUUCAAAUGUACCUAUUCAGUUUGAUAAGAAGGUCGAUGUACCUAUAAUUCCAGCUGAGAUAUCCUUUGAUCAACAAGUGAAUCAAGAUGCUUAUAGCACAAAACUAUCACAAAAUAAAGAAAAUAUUAAAGAAAGUGGUUAUGAUCCAUUCAAUUCAACAUUAUCACCGCUAACACAGUUAAGUAGUGAUGCAGUAUCCAAAUCCCAAAAUAAUACCCAUAAUAAUGAGCUUUUGAAUCUAGUUUCUUCAAAUACUAGUUCGCUAAAUAAUAAUCGAGAGACUAGAAGUCGAAAGAGGAAGUCAUCUGCAAGCCAGUCGGAGUCUAAAGAUACGGAAUCGCGAAAGAGAAGACAGAGUUCAAGGAGAUCAAAAGAUAAACAUGAUAUCAGUUCCGAUAUAUGUAAUAAUGAUCUCUCAGAUAAAGCUACUAAACUUUUAUCGGAGGCAUUGGAUAGGCCGACAUACGAGUCCCUACAGGUUGCCUCUUCAAUUGAUUACGAUAUGAGCAAAAAUAAAAUAUAUGAUAUUCGUGCUGUCUGCACAGGAUGCUUAGAAAAUAUUUCUACGGUUGAUUUAGAAUUAUUAAAAGCUUUAGGAAUUCAUAUUUACGAUAAAAUAGAUAAUAGUUAUAAUCUGAACACUAUUAUCGCCCCGAAGAGGAUGAGGACAGCAAAAUUCUUAAAAAGUUACAGCUUCCAACCAUUGUUGUUUUUAUUAUUACCCAAGUUUAUUACUGAUAUUUUGAGUGUUCUUCAUACAAAAACUGAUUCCGAAAGGACAGACAUAGAAUUAGACCCUAAAAUGUAUUCUAUCCCAAAGAUAGACACCGAGUUGAUCUCUAAACGAUCCAAUAUGAACACAUUAGUUUUUGAGCGUGCCAACAUUGACUCAAUUAAUUUGGUAAGUGAUAUUCCGGGGGGAACGGAUGUAAUAUCAUCCAUUUUAAAAGCACAUGGUAUUAAAAACGUAAACAUUUUAAGCAAACAGCUUACUGAGACGGAAUUAUUAGAGAACAAGCCUGAUCUUCACUAUGAACCGAAGUCGCAAAAAGAACAUGUUAAGAAUUAUAUUGUAAUUGCUAAUAAGGCAUCUCAAGUUAAACGUUUUAGAAAGCAUUUGAACAAUCUAAACAGCCAUCUAAACGAAGGCGACACGGUGAAAUCCGCCUUAGUAGUUGAAUGGAAUUGGUGUGUCAGAUCUAUUUUCAAUCUUGAGGUCGAUCUUAACAGUAAUGAAGGAGUUAUAUUCCAAUUUCCAUAA